This is a messenger RNA of Cladophialophora psammophila CBS 110553, 1224 nucleotides long. Its product is annotated as agmatinase 1. The transcript has 6 exons. Gene Ontology annotation, molecular function: metal ion binding; agmatinase activity. Bases 1 to 1224 code for a protein of 407 amino acids. Lineage: Eukaryota; Fungi; Ascomycota; Eurotiomycetes; Chaetothyriales; Herpotrichiellaceae. The record is from RefSeq and is a predicted model, not a curated record.
AUGCUGCUCAAGUCAAUUGCCUUGCUGGCAUGUGCCAGCUGCGCCCUCGCCCACGGCGACCACGGCCACGAUCAGACUCCCAUCGCUGGACCGCACAGGUCUCUUUGGUACAACACCCUGCCAGGUGACGGUGGUACACAGGCCGACUCUGUCUUUUCCGGCAUCUCGACCUUCGGCCGCCUACCCUAUUUCCCCUGCUUGACCAGCGACGAGGAGAAAUAUGACAUUGCAUUCCUUGGCGCACCCUUUGACACAGGCACUUCAUAUCGACCAGGAGCUCGGUUUGGACCUAGCGGGAUCAGACAAGGUUCUCGACGCCUCAAUCUCUACGGCGGGUAUAACGUACCCAUGAAAUCCAACCCCUUCAACUUCUGGGGCAAAGUCAUUGACUGUGGUGAUAUCCCAGUUACCUCGUACGACAACCACUAUGCCCUGCAGCAAAUCGAGGACGGCCACAACACGCUUCUGAUGCGCACGCCGUACACGGCUGCGCAGGAGCCGGGCAUCUCGAAGGCGGGCAAGACACUGCCGCGCAUCAUCACGCUGGGCGGCGACCACACCAUCACGCUGCCCCUGCUGCGGUCCAUCAACAAGGCGUACGGACCCAUUAGCGUCAUCCACUUCGACUCGCACCUCGACACAUGGAAGCCCAAGGUGUUCGGCGGGGCGCCGUCCAAGCAGGCGGCGAUCAACCACGGGACGUACUUCUACUGGGCGUCCGAGGAAGGGCUGCUGGCGAACGACAGCAGCAUCCAUGCGGGCAUCCGCACGACGCUCUCGGGCCCUUCGGACUACGAGAACGACGGCUACUGCGGGUUCACGAGGGUUGAGGCGCGCGAGAUCGACACGAUUGGCGUGCACGGCAUCAUCCACCGCAUCCGCGAGCGCGUCGGCACCGAAAACCCCGUCUACCUCUCCAUCGACAUCGACACGCUCGACCCGGCCUUUGCCCCCGCGACGGGGACUCCCGAGACGGGAGGCUGGAGCACGCGCGAGCUCCGCACCAUCCUCCGCGGCCUGGAGGGUAUCAACUUCGUGGCCGCAGACAUUGUUGAGGUCGCCCCCGCCUACGACACCAAUGCCGAGCUCACCACGAUGGCCGCGGCCGACGUGCUGUACGAAGUCAUGACCAUCAUGGUCAAGAACGGCCCGUUGACUAAGAAGGCGGCGCAAGCGGAGGAUAAAGGCGAUGGAUUCGCUUUGCCCGAGUUGGUGGAAGAAUAA